AUGCCAGGAAGGCCUACUAUGAAAAGGAAAAGGAAUGUCUCAGAGAGGGAUGACAAGUUCUCUCAAGUGUCCUCAAAUGGCGGAACUAUCCAAUGUCAAAACUGUCAACAAAAGGGGCACAACAAGAAAACCUGUAAAAAUCCACAUGUUGAACCAGAUCCUAAACCCAAUAAGAAAAUAGGCAGGCCAAGAUUGGACCCUAGUCUAACCCAAUGGACAAGACGUGGUAGAUGGGGUAGAAGGGGAAAUAGAGGAGGUGGUAGGGUACCCAGAGGUGGGGGUGGCUUUCAUAGCUGGUUUGAAAGAAGUGAAACCUUAAAUACAGUACCAUCCCAAAAAAGGGUCAAUGAAGAAUACAAUUCUGAAGAAAUGGUGGAUGUAGAUGUGAUGAGUGAUGCAGAUGGGCUGGAUAUGGCAGAUAUGGACUACAUUACACAACAAAUUAAAGAGUUGAGGAAAUCAGGUUACACUGAUGUAGACAUUAUUAGAUGCCUUGGAAUUACAAAAGCUCAUUUAGAAGAUUUUGGAUAUGUGGUAAGGCUGCCAAUGUUGAAGGUGGACUGGAAGGAGGUGGACAGGGUAAUGAAGAAGAAGAAGGACAUGGACAAGGAGAUGAAGUGGAAGGAGGUGGAUAUGGACAAGGAAAUGAAGAAGAAGAAGAAGGAUAUGGGCAAGGAGAUAAAGUGGAAGGACGUGGAGAUGGACAAGAAUGAGAAGGAGAUGGAGAAGGAGAUGAAGGAGACGGAGAAGAAGAAGAUGGUGGAGAUGGACAAGAAGAAGAUGAAGGAGAUGGAGAAGGGGAUGAAGUGGAAGGAGUUGAAGCAGAAGAUGUUCAAGGACAUGAUGAAGGUGGAGAAGGAGUUGAAGUGGAAGCUGAAGAUGUUCAAGGAAAUGAAGAAGGUGUUCCAGUACAACAAGGGCAUUUUGGGAAUAAUAUGCAACAAAGAACAAGGAGACCCUCAGAGAGGAUCAUUCUUUAGAAGCUGAAAAAGAAGUUGGUUGACCCUCUUGGUAUAGGAAUGUGUGAAGAUAAGGCAUUAGUUAUAGAUUAAGGAUAGGGGUUAUCAUCUUUUGGUUCAUAUUUUGUAAACCAUCUUUUGGUUCAUAUUUUGCAUACCAUCUUUUGGUUCGUAUUUUGUAAAUGGUGGUACAUAUCCACUUAUAUUGGUUCAUAUUUUGUAAA
This is a messenger RNA of Lactuca saligna, 1183 nucleotides long. NCBI's taxonomy places the organism in Eukaryota, Viridiplantae, Streptophyta, Magnoliopsida, Asterales, Asteraceae. The record is from the annotation of a GenBank genome assembly.